UAAUUCUGGAGUUUUGUUGUCCUGUUUGUGACCUUUUAUACAUUCUUUCUUUUUCUCUUUAAUGUUUAAUCAUAUGUUUCUUUCGUUUCGAGUGCAGGAAGUAGAACAUAGUGCAGCUGUACAAGACGUCGAUCAGCGAUGAACAUGUGUAUUUUGACAGAAAUGAACAGAAGAAUGUGAGGUAACGCGCGUGCAUGGGUAUAACCUAUGACGAAUUUUGAAAUUUUAUAACUCUAUUAAUAGUAAAAAUCUAUAAAGAAAAGAACUACAGUAUUUUUUACGUCGUUGUUAAAUAUUAUUGAUGAAAAUGUAUCCGUCGUGCAACUUGGUGGAGUCGGUCAUCGAUGAGGUUGCCUUGGAAGGGUUGGACGGCAUUACUUUACAAGCAUUAUGGCUACGAUUAGCAAAUAAAUGGAAUGAACAGUUACCAUUCCCUAAGCCUUUUAUGGAACAGAUAUGGUUAAUAUGCAGAAAAGUGAAAGACUUCCUAUUUUAUAAAUUGGAAACACCUAGAGAACCACUUGUGAUAUUUGAUCGUUAUGAAUUUGUGCAUCCUGAUCUUGGCAUUAUACUUGAACCACCAAACGUUCCGCUAGAUAUUUAUCCUCACUGUCCUAUCCAAGAUGUUAAGACAGGUGUGAGAGGAUCUUGUUCCACAUAUUACACAAGGAAAGAUAUUAAAGAAGAUGUUAAGAACGCAAGUUUAGAUGAGGUGACAGAAAAAUAUGGACUAAGUUUAGUGAUUGUGGCAUCUCAGCGAGUUAGGACACGAGCUUUGAUAGGUGUCGACGUAAGUCCAACAUUAGAACUGACAAUUAUGCACUACUGCUUCCUGGAGAGAGUAGGACGAUCUCGGUAUCAUGGUGAGGUCACUCAAGGCAAGCUCAGCUUAGCUGCACUUAAUGAGAAUCCAAAGACAUUGUUUUAUCACCGAAAGUUUCUGCUGCAGCACAAGCUGAUUACAAAGCAGAUCCACCAUCAGAAGAGCGCUGGUCAUUGCAACAGUGGUAGUCUCUUGCAUCUAACGCGUUUCUACGUGGAACGAAAACCGAAAAUGAUCUACCUGGCUGAACAGGUACUCGAUAUUCUACGAUCCAAAAAACAGGGCGUAGCUGAAUAUGACGAGAUUAAGAAGAAACUUGGAAUUGAAAAUUCUAUAAAGAAAUUGUUCAAAACUUCCUUCUUUCAAAAAAUCGUGAAGACUGAUAUUUGCGUGUUGUAUAGAACCUUGUAUCCUAAUGCAGAACCCAGUGAGUGGCGACAAAAGAAUGAUCCUACAAAAGAGAAAAAGAUUAGAGUCGUGCAGGUAUUAUAUCCGGAUGUCGAAGUUGCUGAUUUAUGGAACAAGGAUGAAAAAGAAGAGGACGAAGACAUUGUUGAAUUGGAUGUGUCUAAUCAUAAACUCAAUGUUCCUUAUCUGCAGCAAGCAAACGCUAUUAUUGAAGCUAGUAAAUCGGAAGGUAUAUCUCAAGCUGAUUUGGCAAGGACGAUGGGUCUCACCAAAUUACAGUCUAGAUCAGUUCUGAGGAAUUUAGUAAAGUCGCGUAUCAUUGCAACAUACAUGAACGAUAUUGGCCGGCAAAGGAUUUCAAAAUAUGUAUCAAAGGAAUUCGAGAAACGUAGCAAGUUGAGUAAGCAAUUUAACAAAGAAGUUCGCAAGAUUAAGGAGCUCACUAAGAAAAUAACUAACAACGAGAAGAAUGUGGACAAUCAAGCGUCUUUGCAAGCAGAAAACGAAAUGCAUCCUACGACCCACGAAGAUGAUCAAACAAGCAAAAAUCUUGAUUAUGUUGAUAAAAUUAAUACUGAUGCACCAGAUAUUGAUGAAGAUAGAAAAGAUGAAAAAGAAAAAGAUAAAUAUGCACAUGCAAAUUAUACUACUAACAAAGAAAUGGAGUUGAAAAAUUUGUUCUACACAGUCAAUAGAAUUUUGCACAAGUACCAUUUAUCAAAAUUUCUAUCUGAAUACAAGUGCACGUCGAAAUCUUUAUUAAAGAAGAUAAAGAGUUCUGAUGUGAAGACGAAAAAUUCCAAUGCAAAGGGACAAAAAACGAAAUUUGAUAUUUCAACUAUAAAUAUGCAGCAAAUUGUGAAUGAUGCCAAAGCCACAUCAUUUUAUAAUAGUAUAAAAGCGAAUUUAGUAGCGCAAAAGCCCAUUCGCACGGGGAAAGGAGUUAGCGAAGUCUUUGGUUUUAUGGAAGCUGUGCAGAACAAUCAGAAGAAAAAUGCUAAUAUUUCAUACAGAUUGUUAAAGCGUGCCAAUAUGAUAAUUGAGGCAGUGAAAGAACAUCAAGUGAUUGACGAUACAUCGAAACUCACGAAGAUGAUCUGUCAGGAGGAAGAUAAAGAGGGUUACAUUGUGAAGAUUGACAAGAAAUCUCUCAUCAGGCUACUGCAGAAACUUGCCAAGGAUAAUCUGGUGAAGAAUAUUAAAUUGACUUUAAGCGCAAAUGGACGUGAGAAGAAUUUAAUGUUUAUUUGCGAUCCCAACAUCGAUACUGAUCAUACAUUGAUCAAGUCAGCCGUUGAGCAAGCAAAGGUCAAGUUUUGUUUAUUGGCGUCUCAGAAGGGAAAGAUUACGAAGAAAACAAUGGAAAAGCUGGACUCUAUCAAAUCAUCAGAUUCUAAGGAACAAUUAAAUGAACUCCAUAAGACAGCAUCUAAGUCGCAUUCCGCAAAUCAUAAGUAUGAUGCUAAAGCUGGCAAACGUUAUGGUCUCAGCCCGAAAUUCAUCAGGAUGCGGACGAUGCAUCUUCUGCUCUUCUAUCUGGUUUACGAUCAUCCUGGUGUACCCACAUCGUCUCAACAAAAACAAGUGGAAAUUCUCAAGUUUAAUGGAUAUGAAAUUGAUGACGAUCUCAUCAAGGAGUUCAGCACUAUUUACAACAACGAUGUAAAUUGGAAGAUGUUUGUUCCACCUUUGCCUAAACACAACGGAUGGCCCGAAGGGUGGGCACUGAUGUGCGACGUUCUAUUAGGGAUGCCCUUGUCGAUUUUUACCAAAGUACAUAAUAUCACCUUCAUGAUCCCGGAGUUGGAGCAUUAUUUAAAUCAUCCAAUCAAGAGACAUUAUCUCGUUAAGAACCUUCCGGUCACCAUACGCAAUACGCUUUUGCAUGCGCGAAAGUAUAUAUUCAAUAUUCAUGAUACCAUAACCAGAUUGGGUUACAUCGGCCUGGUCCAGUUUGGUCCGCAGAGGCUAAAAGAUAAAGAUCAAGUGUUCAUCUACAUAAAUCGGCGCACGGAAUUGAUGGAUACGACGUCUUCGGCACCGGGCUAUCACAAGAUUGAAGACAAGUUAUAUCCCGUGACUAAGUACUUCUUCAAUCGCAUACAGGCCGUUGAGAAAUAUUGGUACGAUAUGUGGACCAUUUGCGUUAAUACGCUACUUGGUGGUAGGCAGGCGGUACACGGCAAGGACAUUCUACUUGAGGAAUUAACCAAGAAGAGUGACAUGAUAAAAGCUGUUAAAGAAUGCAAAAUCAAAGAGGCCGAGGAAAGGGAUACCGGUGCAGUUCCAGGAGAUCGUCAAGGAGCGGCUGGUAUCGACUCGGCUUUCUUCGCGCAUCUAAAACGCAAUUGGAACUGGUCAAUCAAUUAUUCUAUACAUAAUCAGUCUUCUAAGAAUCAGGGAAAAUCUAACAUAGGCCAACGGGAUUUGCAUUUAUCGAAAAUUCAAGCAAAGCCAGUUAAAUAUACGGAGUACGAUGGUCUGAAAAAGAUUUCGGGGCCGCCUCCGCCGCCUACUGUCAACGCAACUGAAUUGCGAAAGAAAGUGCACGAUUAUCUCAAGACUGGAGGGAGGAAAAACGAGGCUCUGACAUCACAUCACUCCAGCAGACAGAAAUCCUUCGUACGGCGUGUGUUGCCGCGCAAAAAAAGUGUACGGAAGCCUCGUCUCAAGUACGACGAGGACGAUUAUCGGGCGAUGCAGCGAAUGGAUAAGCUGCGAGUGGAUUGGGACUCUCACGAAGAUAAUAUUCUGCUGGUGUGCAAAGUAGCGACGACCUAUCUGUCGCCGAAUCCGCGCAAACAGAUGGUCAGCUUUAUAGCGAUACGAGAUGUAUUGCGAAUAUAUUCUUAUACUUCGUACAAUAAGACCUCACGCGCCUGUCAGCGUCGUUUAGUGUACAUGCUGCGACAGUCACGUACAACGAACAGCGUCAUGUUAGGCGUCGAGGAAAUCAAACAAGAUCCAUACGUUGACAGGCGAUACGGCGGCAUAAUGGACAAACUAAAGGGCGAGUGUUCAAGCUCGGCAGAGUACGAGAAACGAGUGACUGAGGUUUUUAAGGAGCUUGUUGGCUAUAUUGUUAAGAAGUAUUACGACAUUGCGGAAAUUAAACCAAAGAAGCACAUGGCGAUGCCCAAGACAGUGCAGGAAUUUAAUCUUCUCUUCGAGGUAUUCCAUCCGAUGAAACCGCAUCAUAAUCAGGGCUUCACGAAGGAUGUGAAAAGCAUAAAUGACAUUCAUUCAGCGACUAUUAAUUCUAUUAUACACAGUUCCAUGUGUUGCGGAAAGGAUAGGCGUUCUUGGGCUUAUCAUCUCUUCAUGGUAUACCAGCAUUAUUCGGAAGCUCUUUUAAAACAAGCAAUGAAUAAAAUCAGAUCGGAUCAGUUGGUGACUGUAAAGAAGCAUCACUUGGCGUCUAUUAAGAAAUAUGGCAACUGCAUGCCGAUGAGCAACUCGCAGUAUCAACUGAGUAUUAACUACAUUUACAAGUUCCAGACUAAAUGGACUUAUGAUGUCUUCAAGGAAACCUACGAUGUCUUCGAGAAAUUAUUGCAAUGGUAUUCUGAGCACAAAAACAGCGAACAGGAACAAGAAACAACAUUUAACGGUAUUGAGAUUCCAGUUUCCAGUGGCAUCGUUUGCGUCAUGCAUGAUCUUUUAGCACGCAGUCAAAUCGACUUUGACAUUGAGAUGCCAGAUCAAAUUAUUAUGUUGGAUGCGAGAUAUCAAGGUAAGGACGAAACUUAUUUCAGAGCUGCCCAAAAGUAUCAGGAUAUUUUGACAAGACUUUACUGCUUUAAAUUUGAGAAUGUUGCUGCUCAGAAGGCUGCAGAGAAGGCCGCAGUUUCUGUAUUUGAAACGGAAGAAACUUCUCAUGAAAUAAAAGAUUCUUUGAAAAGGAGGAAACCUGAGAAUGAUGGUCCUGAAGAACCAAAAUCAAAAAUCUCUCGUAAAAACGAGGAAAAUAGUGGAAUAAAAGAAGGAAACCAAAUUGAUCAAAAUGAAGAUACAUCAUUCAACAAGAAACGAUCACUUGAUGAAAGUGACAAACGCGAAGAGACGAAUCUAAAAGAUCAUUCUCAUGAGCAAGAAAGUAAGAAAAAAACUCGUGCAAAACGUUUAUCAAGAAAGAGAUCUGCCAUUACUGAACAGGAUUUUACGGACAAUGAAGACCAAUUCUUUAAGAGAGCAAGACUAAACUCUGAGGAUUCGCUGGAUUUUGAGAACUUAGAAGAAAGCGAGGAAUCAAGGCUUCUCGAAGAGGAAUGUGAACGAUUGUGCGAAGAUUUUGACAGCAUCGAGAAACUAUUUCCGAUAAAUGAAUUUAAGGAACAAACGGAGGAAGAAGCUUCUGCGAUGCAACCGAAUAAUAUAAUCGAUAUGACUUCGGUUCCUCGACGUGUCAGUGAGAUUAUCAAGAACAUAUUGCCUGAAACGAGCUAUUUUAAUUAUCACACUAAGAUAGAAGAUACAAGCGAUGUUCAGAAAAAAUACACUAGGAUAGCCAUGCUAAGGAUGAGAGAAGAAUUAGAUGAUCUCUCAGUAACCGACAGUCAUCAUGCGCACGAAUACUUCGUGGUUAAUAACUUCAGAAUGUUCUAUAGCUUGGAGACGUUACCGUCUUUAGCUACAGAAGCAUCUGUAGUGCCAUUAAACGUUGAGAAUUUUAAAGGUCAUUCUGUGCCUAGUCAAUUAAUACCGCUAAAAAUCAAAACUGUAAAUGAUUUUCUCGACGAUUUAAAUCGGGCUGCCACUUUUCCGAAGAGCGGUAUCUCUUACACGGACUACAAGAACGAGAUGAUGACGAAGAAAAAGAAAAUAGCAGUCGACUGGAAAUAUGUCGACGCAGUGUAUGAGUUUGUUUACGAGAGGAAAGAAAUCGGCGCCAGUGUGCAGGAGUUAUUGGAUAAAUUCUUUGAUGAGCAAAAAGAAGAUUUAUACAAAGCGGUUUCACUUUUAGUAGAUAAUUAUGUAUUUUUACGCUCUGGAGUCACUAAACCGCACUAUAUUCAUCAUCGUUACUUGGAUCCUUGGCUGAUUAAUUCCUGUAAGAUACUUCGUCUUGAACAAGAGUCUCUUAUGCCAUUCAAGGACAGUAUAUAUGCGACAAUGCAGCAAGGGAAAACAGCUGAGAUAAAUACUGAUAUGGAAACUAGAGACACGCAUACUGAAGAUGCAAAUAUACCUAAAAAAUAUGAAACAGAUAAUGCGAUAGCAUCGACAUCGUCGGACAAUCAAGAAACCAACGAGAAGAAAAACGAAAAAGUGGGCAAUGACUUAAAUAACAAGGAGAAUGAGACGAAGGAAGGCAGCGAGAUCAAUGAGGAGAGUGGCCCACGUCCGAGAAGAAAAAAGCAAAAGAUACGUUUAUAUCCACAAAAGGACCUACACAAAUCUGCGCAGUCGUUAGAUUUUACAACUGCUGAGAAUAUAAAAGUCGUCAUAAAACCAUGGAUACGUAUAGACGGUGUGGUAAAUCGCAAAGUUCUAGAUCGAAUGUUGGGUGCAAUUCUGAGUUACUGUUUGCUUCAUCCUGGACUUACAAUGGCAAAGAUGCAAAGCAGAUUCGUCCCUGUUCUACAACCCUUUCAUACGCGUGAAUUGGUUGAAAUACUGGUAAAGUUGGAAUGUUUAAAGAGUAAGCUUAUGAAGAAGACGCGCGUUACUCUGUUCUCUCCAUCGCCUGUAAUUAAUCUCAGUGAUUUAACUGCAGAUACCGUUGGUUGGCCCGCUGAAGAUGAAAUAGUACUCGAGCCUACCAUAGAUGCCAUAUUGAAAUUUAGUAUAUUCUUGAGUACGAGAACAUACAGCACAGAUUUUAUGCCAUAAUCAGGAUUGAGAAAUAAUGCGUUAUUUAUAACGUUAUCGUAGCUUUUUUUUAGUAAUGAUCGUUACUUUUGUGAAGUAACUCUAACAUUAAUUAAUCAAACGUUCCCAACCUUGUAUGUGUUCCUGUAAAUAUAAUACAAGUAUGCAUGUGUGUGUGUGUGUGUGUGUGUGUGUGUGUGCAUAUAUAUAUGUAUAUAUCACACUUGUAUUAUUUACAUAGAAAUGUAUUGCUAUAUAUGUACAGUAGGUAUAAAUGAAAAUAUACUGGUCAUAUAUUGUACAGUUUAUAUAUAAAAUACAAUAAUCGUAAUAAUCAUGGCAUAAAAGGUGUGGGUCUGUUCUCGAUGUUAAAGAUCCAGGUUCAAAUUCAUCCAGAAUAUAUUAGAUUUGUAACUAAUCAUUAUCUUCUCGAAGGUAGUAGCAAACCAUCAAGAGUACCUUUAUUAAAACAGUCACCAGCAUCACCAUGGAACAUACAUUGGCAUGCAUGAAUAUAUAUAUACAUUAAAUGGAAUUUAUAAUCUUUAGUCAUAAUAUUAACUUGAGAGAAAU
Solenopsis invicta (red fire ant) is the source of this 7615-nucleotide messenger RNA. RefSeq names its product general transcription factor 3C polypeptide 1. Lineage: Eukaryota; Metazoa; Arthropoda; Insecta; Hymenoptera; Formicidae. Gene Ontology annotation, cellular component: transcription factor TFIIIC complex. The record is from RefSeq and is a predicted model, not a curated record. Gene Ontology annotation, molecular function: DNA binding. Gene Ontology annotation, biological process: transcription initiation at RNA polymerase III promoter; 5S class rRNA transcription by RNA polymerase III. Bases 302 to 7063 code for a protein of 2253 amino acids. The transcript is spliced from 15 exons.